This is a messenger RNA of Danio rerio (zebrafish), 1260 nucleotides long. RefSeq names its product chloride channel, nucleotide-sensitive, 1A (gene clns1a). Lineage: Eukaryota; Metazoa; Chordata; Actinopteri; Cypriniformes; Danionidae. Gene Ontology annotation, biological process: chloride transport; cell volume homeostasis; spliceosomal snRNP assembly. Gene Ontology annotation, cellular component: nucleus; pICln-Sm protein complex; cytoplasm. The record is from RefSeq and is marked provisional.
AUUAUAGAGAGCUUUCAGAGAGAAGUGACGCAUGACAGCGAAUCUCUGAACUAUAAAACCAGUCUGAAAGUUUCUCACCACGCAAACUGGUGUGGUUUAACUGGUAAAAAAAGUGCGCGGCUCCUGAGUGACACUCGCUGCUGUUGUUUUUCCUCCGCGCUUCACUCCUGUGUUGUUCAGCAGUUCUUCGGUGUGUGUGUGAGCAUCAGUGUUUCAGUCUCUCCACACGCACACACUGUAGCGGUCAGGAUGGUGCUGUUGAAGAGUUUACCUCCACCCAGCGAGGGCGUGCGACUCCAGCAGGCCGAAACCACCGCGGUCCUGGACGGGAAGAGGCUCGGAUUGGGGACCCUGUUCGUAGCGGAGGCACAGCUGUCCUGGUUUGAUGGAUCAGGGAUGGGUUUCUGUCUUGAAUAUCCGACCAUCAGCCUCCACGCAAUCUCACGAGAUCUCAGCGCCUUUCCAGAAGAGCACCUGUAUGUGAUGGUCAAUGCCAAACUGGACGAUGAAGGGGAAGCAGCGCCGCUGGAGAAAGAUCCAGAUGAAGAAGAUGAGGAUGAAGAGGACAGUGAUAGUGAAAGCUCAGGAGAGAUCACGGAGAUCCGCUUCGUGCCCAGUGAUAAAGCUGCAUUGGAGCCCAUGUUCAGUGCCAUGUGUGACUGUCAGGCUCUUCAUCCAGACCCAGACGACGCAGACAGUGAGGAUGAUGAUGAUUAUGAAGGAGAGGAGUAUGACGUCGAGGAGGCCGAGCAGGAACAGGCUCAGGCUCACGGUGACAUUCCCUCCUUCUACACCUAUGAGGAGGGUUUGUCUCACCUGACGGCGGAGGGUCAGGCCACGCUGGAGCGUCUGGAAGGCAUGUUGGCGCAGUCCGUCGCCCAGCAGUACCACAUGGCAGGAGUUCGCACAGAGGAGCCCGAUGCACAGUUUGAAGAUGGAAUGGAGGUCGACUCCAACACAGUCGCUGGACAGUUUGAUGACGCAGACGUGGAUCACUGAUGAACGGAGUCUCUGUGCAGCUGACUGAAGCACUUCAGUGGGGCAUGCUGGCUACUGGCUGACUGACCCACAUCUCACAGCUCUUGCAGCAUUUAAUGGACUGUUUUACACCUCGGCCAUCAUUUCCAGCAGACGCAGCCAUGUGUAGGUCAUGCUAAUAUAAUUUCUAGUUUUCCCUAAAGACCAACUUCAAGAAUUGUUCUCCUCAGCGGAGCCAUGUUCACAUGUUUGUUAGAGAUUUCAAUAAAUACUGCCUUUUUU